GUUUUUCGUUCUUUAUUGAAGCGGGCCGGCGGUGGAUCGGGAUCGGGAUCGGGAGGGGUCCUCACCCUCGCCCCUUGUGGCCGGGAGCCGGGGACGGAUUAUUCUCUGCGGGGCGACACCAAGAAUUUCCUUUCGUUAGACCUGCGGUGAGAGAUUUAUUGGAAGAAAAGCCGACAGCUGGAAAGUCACGAAUGAGAACGAGGGAACAGCGACAAGUGAACCAGCCCGAGGACUGAGAGUACCAACUGAAGAGAACCCUCUGACUCAGAGUUUUCAUUGAUUCAGUCAGGAGAAAGUUUGAGCCUCACCAGCAGGUGGAGCUGUCCUGCAGAGCGACCAAAGUGUGAACAAGACGACGACAAUCAACAAUCGUCAGUCAGAAUCAGAAUGGACAAAGUAUGGAACGUAUUGAAGAGGAUUUUACCAGGCGGAUCAUCGAGGGAAGAUGAUCGGGACAAGGGAAGCAAGGUACCAGCGCAGGGUCAGAUUGAGAGCGGUGUCCCAAUGGAAUCCGGUCCGGCCGCAGAGAAGGAGGAGAAAAUUCAGCCCAGAGACAGUGACGUCAGAGACACCGAUCAGGACCCUGGAACCGGCACAAGUGAGGCGACUGCCUGUCAGCUCGGAAGCUCAUUGAACACAGGACUGCCAAGUCCCAAAGAAGGAUCGGAGCCAGAGUUUACAAUCUCCGACCUCCUGGCACAGGGGGAGGAAUAUCGACUGUACCAACUGACAAAGUUCUACAGGGACAGACUCAAACAAGCAAUUGAAGAAAAGGUUGAGAGACUGGGUUGGAUGUUGACAAAGGAGGGACAUUUCAGUAGAGAAGAAAAUGAGAAAGUCACUGAGCUGACAGAGAAGGGAAACCGGGCAGAGAGUUCCAGACUCUUCCUCAGUCUGGUGAAUGGCAAAGGCUCCCGGGCCCGGAGGGCGAUGUGGGAAUCCUUUCUGAUGUGGAGGACUGAGUUACCGAAGUUGGACAGAAUACUGAGGGAAAUACAGGAACUCGGUCCUGAUCCACAAGAAUACAUGAACAUCGGCCAAGGUUUAUCUGAAUUACCCCCUCAGCUGAUAGAUGUCCAACAGAAACACAAGGAGACUCUGCGGACACGAACUGAAACACUGAGAGUGAACACGAUCCUGAUGACGGAGAAGGUGAAGGUUUUCCAGCUGGCUGAUCGAUACGCUGAGCUCACGGUCAUUUCUACUGUUCGAGAUUGGACACUGGUGGAACAUGAGCUGCUGGCAAGAGGCAGAGACCAUGAGGAUUAUAGAGAGGAACAACUCCGCAGACAGCUGGAAAAAAUCCGUACUGAUCAGUUAUUCCAGAGCAGCUUUUCCCGGAGUAAAUCCAAAUCUGGGAGUUCAGCAGCAGUGGCCGGAGUCCCGGGGAUCGGGAAAACAACAAUGGUACAAAAGAUUGUUUAUGACUGGGCCAUGGGGAAAAUAUACCAACAGUUCCAGUUUGUCUUCAGUUUCAAAUUCCGAGAUUUAAACAGUAUUGACUGUCGAAUAAACCUGAAGGAACUGAUUCUGGAUCAGUAUCCUUACUUUGGGAAUUUCCUGAGAGAAGUCUGGAAGAACCCAAAGGGAUUGCUGUUUAUAUUCGAUGGUUUAGAUGAAUUCAAACACAAAAUCGAUUUUGCGGACAGUCGGAGAGAUGCAGAUCUCAAGCACAAGUGCCCAGAUCCCGAGUGGCG
Messenger RNA from Hypanus sabinus (Atlantic stingray), 1697 nucleotides. RefSeq names its product NACHT, LRR and PYD domains-containing protein 3-like. The transcript has 8 exons. Lineage: Eukaryota; Metazoa; Chordata; Chondrichthyes; Myliobatiformes; Dasyatidae. The record is from RefSeq and is a predicted model, not a curated record. Gene Ontology annotation, cellular component: cytoplasm. The annotation marks the transcript as partial.